GCUCAUUGUUUGUGGAUAUACAGAAUAUACAGAAUAUGCAGAGGCUCAGUAUAUCGCUGCUACUUGCGCUUUUUGCCUGGAAUGCGCACAUGCCUUCAGCUGCAACGCAGUCAGUGUGCCUGCUGCAGGAUGCGCCAAAACAAUGUGGCGAGUUCUGCCUCACAGCUCUGAGCCCCAUGCUGGAUCACAUUGCCAGGCACGAGGCCGAGUGGGCGUCGAGUGUUCUGCAGGCGAACGCAACCGGGGCGAGACUGGCCAGGAUCGAGGCUCUGCAGGCGGCGAUGAACAUCAGGCAGAAGGUCCUGCAGGAGGUCUUCCCUAAGGACAUCGGGGCGAGGCUGGACAGACUGGAAAGUCAGCAGGCGGCGCUCUUGCGGAUACUCUCCAAGUUCGAUAGGAAAAUAGUUCCGCCCAAGUUCGAGUUGAUCGGCUCGAGGUUCUUCUACAUAGAGGACGAAACGCGUAUGAACUGGACCUCGGCUGGCAGCUACUGUCGCCAAAUGGGCACCCAACUGGCCACCAUUCGCAGUGCGGAGGAGCUGGCUGCGCUCAGGGCCAAGCUCAACAAGGAGCGACACUACUGGCUGGACAUCACCGAUCUGGAGAAGGAGGGCGACUUCAGGGUCUCAGCGUCCGGCAAGAGGCCCAACUUCCUCAAGUGGAGAGUGGGCCAGCCCAAUAACUUUAGCGGCAAUCAGCACUGCGUUGAUCUUUUAGACGGGCUUAUGUACGACGACAAAUGCGAUAGCCUGAGCUACUUCAUAUGCCAGUCCGACGAUGAUAGUUUGGACUAAGAGUGGCCGCUAUAUACUUAGCUAGUACGCCAGAACUGCCUGAGGGUGUAUCUGAAAGAUGAUCUACAUAUACUGAUACUGAAUCCAAGCACUUCGUUUAACACCGAAAGCGAAAGUACCUGCUCAUUUUUGCACAAAUCAUUAUAUUUGGGAUCUUAACUCUUGCUCGAUUCAAUAGGGUUUCGUUUCAGCUUCUGGUUGAGGCUGCCUGAACUCACAGCUGAUAAACGAGUGCCGGAGUCUGGGACAACUUUGCUUGCGUAUUUUGUUUUACAACAUGUUUGUGUUUGCCCCUGAUAUCCAACAUCUAUCCAGAUAGAAGCGUGCUAAAUAUAAAAGUAUCUGAUAA
Molecule: messenger RNA, 1143 nt
Organism: Drosophila sechellia
Lineage: Eukaryota; Metazoa; Arthropoda; Insecta; Diptera; Drosophilidae
Product: accessory gland protein Acp29AB
Exons: 1
Coding region: 36-794 (252 amino acids)
Biological process (GO): ossification
Molecular function (GO): growth factor activity
Source: RefSeq, a predicted model, not a curated record